ACUUGCUUUUUGCAAAUAUAUGGUGAAGCCAUCUACUUUAUUAGUUCUGGAUGAACCUACCAACCAUUUAGAUAUACAGUCAAAAGAGGUGCUAGAGGAGGCUAUAUCUGAAUACCAAGGCACUGUUAUCACCAUUUCUCAUGAUUGUUACUUCAUCAGACAGAUAGUUAAUAGGGUGGUGGAGGUGAAAGAUGAAACACUGCAAGAUUAUGCAGGCGACUACAAUUAUUAUCUGGAGAAGAACCUCGAGGCUAAGGAAAAAGAACUGGAGCGCGAGGCUGAGGUUGAAGAAAAGGCUCCAAAACCAAAAGCCAAGUCUAAGAUGUCAAAGGAAGAGAGAGAAGUCAUGAAGAAGCAAAAAAUGCUGGCUUUUUAGCAAGCAAAAGCCAAGUCCAAGAGGCUGAAGAAUGCAAAGCGCUGGAAGUGAUGACACCUGAAGAUUUGAAGAGGGUGACAAUUAAAGGAGUAGAUAAUGCUUGAUUCUUGAAUGAUAAUAGCAUACAAUGUUCAAUGCAAAACAAAGUACCAACACUGUGAGACUAUGAUCUGUCAAGAAGACAUUCUAAUGGAGUCCAAGAAGUGCCAACAAGCAAUCAUUGGUUAUUCCAUCUGCUUCUGUUUGUGAAAUACAUAUCUACAGCAAAAAAUUUUCUUUCUUAGCAAAUUAUCAUCAGAACAUAAAGUUUCCUUAGAGAAGAUUGGAGUGCUCUUGAAUAUGUCAGAAAAAUUCCUGAUAAGCUUGACUUGCUUUUUCUGUUGACUGAAAAGAGUUUGGCUUGUCUAUGUUGCUGAUCAACAGGUUGUUCUCCAACUAAGUUGUGAUUUGCAUGGGGGCCUGACACGCAAAGUCUUCAGAUUUCAAACCUCCCAAUUUGUCCAUCACAUAUGCAAUGCUGUUUCUGAGGAAAGAGGGAUCCCUGAACAUGUCUUCUCCCAAUCCAUCUCAUAAUCCUGAUGAGGUGUCUACUCCAUAAUCUUGCAUGAUUUUUCUGAAGGCUGAUAUGACAUGGAAAGAUUGCACCAGCACUUGAAUUAUGUCACGACAGCAGGACUGGCUUCCUUUAUAGUAUGAAGGUUCUUUCAGCAUUUCACUUUCACCUUUUCUUUCCCCUUUCAAAUCCUCUCUCUCUCUCUCUCAUAUUGAAUCCACUUCAACUUGUCUGUGUUACUGGGUCAUCUUCUAAAUUGUCAGACCCAGUUCUUCCUCUGUUCUUAUCAGAAAGCUCUUUGUUUCAGUCAUAUCACAUUCUUCUGCUGUCCUCAAAUUCCAAUAUAAUCCACAUAAUCCUCAGGGUUUGUUCCUUAUGUUGAUCCACCUACUCUGAUCCCAAAGAGCUCACUUCCUCCAAAGCUCAAGCUUCGUUCAGUUCCUAUCACAAAACAACUCCUUUUUCUGCACCUCUCCAUGGGCUGCACCACCUCAAAGCAGGCCCGCCGCGACCGCCGGAGGUCGCCCUCCCCGCUCGCCCGCAGCCGCUCGUUGCCCCGCGACCACAAGGCCGGUGUCGGCAGCAAUGACCAUGUCGUCGCUCUCACCUCCGCCACUCUCGGCUCCUUCAAGCUCGACAAGGAAGCGAAGCAGAGUGUCGGCGACGAUCAUGGAGAUCUCAAGAGCAAGCUCGCCGAGGCCAAGGCCUGGACAGAGAAGAUGAGCAAGCGAAUCCCGACAACGCCCACUGAGACGCCACCCAAUGAGCCCGAGGCCGUGGACGCCUUGGAGCUCAUGGCAGGAUUGGAGGAGGCUGCCGCUCCUCGAUUCUCCUCCGCCACCGUCGUCGACCGCCAUUCCUUCUCGUUCUACCCCAUCCAUGAAUCCAACAGGGUGCUCGGAUCGACGCAAGGCACCGUGUGGAGCAACGCCUUGGCGUUCCCUUCUCCUAUCUGGAAGCCGGCAAAGAUCGAGGAGCACGCGGUCGGCAUCGGUGAGUUCGAUCCGGAGGUUCUAUCCGCCUUUCGCAAGGCCAUGGAGGAGCUCUCCCCUCAGCACCCCUGCCUCCUCCGGUCCCCCGAGUCGAGAACUCCAUCAGCCAACGUCAUCCACGCAAGGAUCAGUGGCUUCCAAGAAAGACUCGAUUCCAAGAAGGCCAAUGCCAAGGCCGGGCAGGAUUCAGAACUCAAGAGAUGGCCGCCCGGCGGCGAGGGGAAGGUGGUGCUCUACUUCACAAGCCUUCGAGGGGUGCGGAAGACCUACGAGGACUGCUUCCUGGUAAGGAUGAUUCUGAAGGGCUACGGACUUCGGGUCGACGAGAGGGACGUCUCGAUGGACAGAGGGUUCAGGAACGAGCUCAAUGAGAUGCUCGGAGCCGAUCGCGUCGCUGUGCUGCUCCCGUCGGUCUUCGCGAAUGGCAGGUACGCGGGAGGGGUGGAGGAGGUGAGGCGGAUCCACGAGGACGGCGAGCUGUCGAAGGCCUUCAGUGACUGUGAAGCGGCGAGCGAAGGAGGAAGAGGAGGGCCGUGCGAGGACUGCGGAGACAUCAGGUUUGUGAUCUGUGGCAAGUGCUCAGGGAGCUGCAAGGUGUACGUAGAAGAAGAAGAAGAAGAAGAAGAAGAGGAAGAGAUGGAGGAAUGGGAGGACGUCGGAGGUGGAUUCCGGCGAUGCAUGGAGUGCAAUGAGAAUGGAAUAGUGAGGUGUCCUGCUUGCUGUUGAGCUUGGGAGCUCAGUGACAGUAGAGUGUGUGUGGAGCUUGGUGUGUGCGCAGCAGAGUCCAUUGGUGGUGAGGAGUGAGGUAGAGAGGUGAGUGAAGCAAGCUCUGUGAAGGAGUUGCAGUUCGAGUUGUGGAGGAUUCCAUCUUCGUGGUUCUUUUACUUCGUUUUUUUUCAUAUAUCGAUCUUGACUGAGAGUUCUGUCAAGACAUUACAUUGUCUGCCAUGGUGAGGCAGAUAAACUUUGCUUUUAUCAGGUGGUUUUCUUUGAUGUUUUCAUGCCUAAUAUGUAAUAGAUAUGUAGUGAAUUAUGUUGAAUCAUUGGCGAAUGUUUCGGGAAGAUCAGUACUCUUUU
Messenger RNA from Musa acuminata subsp. malaccensis (wild Malaysian banana), 2998 nucleotides. The record is from RefSeq and is a predicted model, not a curated record. NCBI's taxonomy places the organism in Eukaryota, Viridiplantae, Streptophyta, Magnoliopsida, Zingiberales, Musaceae.